This is a messenger RNA of Periophthalmus magnuspinnatus, 2396 nucleotides long. RefSeq names its product thymic stromal cotransporter homolog. Lineage: Eukaryota; Metazoa; Chordata; Actinopteri; Gobiiformes; Gobiidae. Gene Ontology annotation, molecular function: transmembrane transporter activity. The record is from RefSeq and is a predicted model, not a curated record. Gene Ontology annotation, cellular component: membrane. The transcript has 7 exons. Gene Ontology annotation, biological process: transmembrane transport. The coding region runs from base 48 to 1373 and encodes 441 amino acids.
GUGAGUCCCACAGUGAGUUUACCAGUCCUCCUUCUCCAGGUGCCAGCAUGCCUCUCCCGGCUGUGGCCCGUUCUCUCCGGGCUGGGCUGUAUCACGUGUGGCCGGUGGUUGUGCUGGAGGAGCUGGGCAGCAGUUUGUUUGACACCGCUCUCCAGAUGGUGGUUUUGGACCGGUCUGCCAACGCCACCGACCCGGACACCCACAGCUCCAGCUACAGCCAGCAGAUCGCCAUGACCAACUUUUACAUGAUCUACAACCUCAUCACCAAAUUCACUCCCAUCAUCCCCGCGGUGCUCCUGGCGCGCAUGGGGGACCGGGGAUGGAGACGGCUGCCCGUGAUAGUGCCUCUGGUCGGAUACCUUGUCUCCAGACUGGCCCUGCUGUUUGUGGUCAUCUCUGAUUCACCUAUCCAGCUCAUGUACGGGGCCGGGGCGCUCUUCGGUCUCUCAGGGGGGUACGCUGCGUAUUGGCCAGGCGUCAUGACACUGGCGGCACUGGCCUCCACUGCGUCCGACAGGUCUAAAGCCCUGAUGCGAGUGGAGCUGCUGUAUGGGAUAGCAGGUCUGGUGGGUAGUCUGGUUUCAGGACACCUCUUUCAGCUGUACACCUCCAGUAUGAGACAUGGGAUCAUCCUGUUAAUUAUCAGCACCAUUUUGGCUGUGCUCUGCCUCCUAGACGCUGUGCUGCUGCUACAGGUGACAGAUGUCUCCAACAGAGAGGAAGAAGCGGAAAGCUACGGCCUCAUCCCUCCAACACCUCACCAUGAUGCUCCUAUUCAGAGAAACGUACCUAAUAUUGCUCUUCUGUUCACUGCCGCCAUAUUGUAUAGCUCUGCAGUGGGCGGGGCCAUAAACAUACUCGGGGCCUUUGUGCUGAAAGAGCCACUGAGUUGGGAUGCCACGCAGGUGGGGUAUGGGAAUGCAGCAGGCUGUAUGAUUUUCAUUACCAGUUAUGUGGGGCUAUUAGUGUUGCGUCGGUACUUCAGUGAGACCAGUAUCAUUAUGAUUGGCAUGCUGUCGUUUACCUCGGGGAUUUACUUCAUGUCCUUUGUCACAGCUACGUACAUGUUUUAUCUGGCUCGAUCACUGAACCUGCUGGCUCUCAUCCCUAUGCCCACAAUAAGAUCUCUGCUUUCGCAACAAGUCCCCAAAUCCUCAUGUGGUAUGACUCUGACCUUGCUGCAGCUGCUUUUGAAGCUUGGGGCAGCGGCCUACAUCCCUGUCUCCACCAAGCUCUACCAGAGCACACUGGACUGGUUCCCGGGUUUUGUGUUCACAUUGUCAAGUGCCUGCUCUGUGCUGGCAAUGAUACCCAUCAGUAUCGUGGGAUGCAGAAUCCAAAAGUUACAGUAUGAAACUAUACAGGCAGACUGAGGCUGUCGAACACUGCCCAGAAUAGCAACCCACCAAAUGAAACACAAACACAGAAGUGGCUGGAGGACCCACUGCUCACACACAGUGAAAGUUACACAGACUCUUAGUGCUCUGUGAAGGUACUUAUGUUGCCUACACUGAAAUGUGCCAAGAAAUGUAUCAAGCAUAUAUAUACACUACUUCUCCUCACAGUAAGUUUACAAGUGGCAAAGCCUUGCAUUAGUUUUUCUUGUAUCACUUAUGUCACUUUAUGCAUGAUUUAUUCAUUUUUUGUUUUUUACUUUACCAGGUUUUUGUGCGUUACUUAUUGUUUUGUCAUUCCAAUUGUGUCUAAAGUUAUAAGACAAAUGUUACAUCUAGACAGGUACUUUUCUAAUUACUAUUACAUGAGUCGUUUUCCAAAAUACUUUUUUUUAUUCGUAUUUGGGUAAUUUCUUAGACCACUACUUAGUAAUAUUAUUUGAACUUACUAUAGUACAAUCUUUGGAUAUUUUACCCAUCUCUAGACUGUCACCAGUAGGGAACUUAAACAGCACUACAACCAUGUUCCUGUCUUCAGUUUUCAUCAGUAGUAACAGAGUAGUAGUAAAAUGUAAAAAAAAAUUGUAUUGUAUUCACUGUAAAAACUUGCACAUAACAAUUUUUAAUAUCUGUAUGGACUGAAUAUAACUUGAUGUAUUGGACAUGGUGACAUUUUAUUGCAUUUUACUGCUAAUGUUAGUGAUGAAGUAAGUUAGUCUUAUAAUGUAAUGGUAAUUAAAUGUGUAUUUUUAAUGUGUGUUCACAUCCUCAGGGACUGCAGAUGGAAAGUAGCAGUAGCUAAAUCUGGUACAAAUCAUCUUUUCUUAUGUAUGAUUAAUGAAUUUGUACAUGGUCCCUGACAAAUAAAGAAAAGAUUAAAAUAGAAUAGAAGAAAGGAAGAAAAAGUUCUGUAGGUCAGGAGUACAGAGAACUAGAGUUUUCCUUUGUUACUAUAUAUACCGUAUUAUAUUAAUCUGGACUUUGUUACUGUUCAAUUUGCGC